UUCCUAUCUCAUUAAUCCCUUUCUCAUUGACCUUCCUUUAAUAUGUGGUCUAGUGUCUGAUCUAGUAUCCGUACCCCACUUCUUUGAACUUGAGUCAUGGCUGCUUGAGCCUGCUCCUGAGAAUCGAAUGACUAACAAAAUGUACUAAAGGAAGAAAGUUGUAGUCCUUAAACUUAUACAAGUCCAAGAAUCUAAACCGGCUUCUAGAAAUGAGGUAACAUUUUCUCAUCCUUUCUCACAAACCGAGUCAAAAUUUCAGAUUGAAAAAGCUAUUGAUCAAAAUCUCUCUAUUGCCAUUAGGAAGGGAACAAGGGAAUGCACUAAACAUCAUUUAUAUCCACUUUCUCAUAUUGUGUCAUUCGAAAAGUUGUCUCUAUCCCAUAAGAGCUUUUCACAAGUUUGAACAAUAUCUAUAUUCUUACCACUCUAUUUGAGGCUUUAUCUAAUGAAAAUUGGAGGCAAGCCAUAAAUGCAGAAAUGGAGGCCUUGGAGAAAAAUAAAAACUUGGGAGAUGGUAGAUUUAGCUACAGGAAAGAAACCAAUGGGAUGUAAGUGGGUCUAUAUUGUUAAGUACAGAGUAGAUGAAACAUUAGAGAGGUAUAAGACAAGACCGGUGGCUAAAGGAUACACUUAGACAUAUGACAUAGACUAUCUAGAGACAUUUGCUCUGGUUUCCAAGAUGAACAGAGUUAGAAUUUUGUUAUCAUUAGCAACAAAUUAUAACUAGGAUCUACAAUAGUUCAAUGUCAAAAAUGCAUUUUUGAAUGGAGAUCUUAAAGAAGAGAUUUAUAUGGAAGUCCUUGGAAGAAGUUGGGUUUUUCUUACUUUUCUGGUACUUCAAAUCCAAUGGAGGUAGAGGCUUGGAUUCUUAAGAUUGAGAAAUUCUUUGAUGUCAUAGAUUGAGGAGCAAAAAGCCUCUUAUGCAACAUUUAUGUUGGACAAGAGGUAAAUCAAUGGUGGCAUAUGACCCAAAAGCUUUUAGAGGAUUACCUAUAGUUUGGAAACUAUUUAAGGAGACUUUCUACAAGUACUUCCCUGAUGGUUUUAGACGACGGAAAGUGGGAGAGUUUGUUCGUUUGGAAUAGGGGGAUAUGACUGUGGCCCAGUAUGAGGCCAAAUUUAUGGAGUUGUCUUGUUUUGCCCUAUAGUUGAUUGCUACAGAGGCAGAAAAGGUAUUGAAGUUUCAGGAUGGAUUGAAGCCCUACCUGAAGAAUAAGAUAUCUAUUUUGAAGCUUAGUGUUUAUUCAAAGGUUGUGGGUAGAGCCCUUAUUGCAGAGAAGGAUAAUGAAAAGCUUCAUCAAUACAGGAAACAACAAAGGAAAAGGAGUAGGAGUGAUGGUGCUCAUGGUUGCCAAGCACAGAAAAGGUCUGUUUUAGGUGGGAGUUAGAAUAAAAGGAAAAUAGUGCAAACUUCAUAUGUGAUUGUCCUACUUGUGGUAAGAAGCAUGGGGGUAGGCCAUGCUAUAGAGACACUGAAGCUUGCUUUGGUUGUGGGAAGCAGGGAAAUAUGAUUUGGGAUUGUCCAAAAGCCUAAGGAGGAGAAUAGAGAGGAUAAACAAAAGCCUAGGAUUGAAGGGCAGGUGUUUGCUAUGACCCAUUGAGAAGCUCAUGCCACUUCCGACGUGGUGACAGUGCACCACCCAGUUGAGAAAUGAUUUGUGCGAAAGCCCCUCUCUGUUAGCUUCCUGGGCUGCUGAAAUUGGCUCUAAAGCAGAAGCAUCAACUACUAAAAUCAGAUCCUUAGAUGCACUCGGGAAGGAAGCAUGCUAGUUACGGUUUCAGGUCUUAGCAGUAUGAUCCUCGUAAAUAAGAGAAGAGCGAUGGAACUCUUCCCAGAAAGUGUGACAAAACUUUGGAAUGAAUGGGAACUCCGCGCAUUGGUUUUGUUGAGCCUUUUCUUACAAAUUGUGCUCAUACUCUUGGGUAACAGGAGGAAAUAUAUAGCUAGUAACUGGGUCAGAAUCAUCAUUUGGCUAGCUUAUUUAGCUGCAGAUUGGAUUGCAGCAGUCUGUAUUGGCGUCCUGUCCAAUGAGAAUGGAGAUGACAACUCAUCACAACCAAACAGUUUGAUAUGGGCAUUUUGGGCACCAUUUCUGCUGCUGCACCUUGGCGGCCCGGAUACCAUUACAGCCUAUUCAUUAGAGGAUAAUGAAUUAUGGUUAAGACACUUUCUUGCGCUAGUCAUCCAGUUUGGAGGGACAUUUUACAUUUUUCUUAGGUCCUGGAAGUCCAAACUGCUUAAUAUUCUGGCCAUUCCAAUUUUUGUGGCUGGACUCAUCAAGUAUGGGGAAAGGACCUGGGUUCUAAGGUCUGCAAGCAGCGAACAAUUCAGAGAUGCCCUGCUACCUCGUCCUGAUCCAGGGCCUAAUUAUCCCAAAUUCAUGGAUGAGUAUACUUCAGGAAAAGCCGAGGGAUAUCAAGUUUCAAUACAACAACGAGGUAAAACUUCUAGGACAGUGCAUUCUCCUCCAGAAGGAGACAUUUUGCAGCAGGCUUAUUACUUCUUCGAAACUUUCAAGGGUUUGUUUGCAGAUAUCAUUCUUAGCUCCCAGAGGCGCAAAAGGAGCCAGUCUUUCUUCCAGGGGAAACAUUCUGAACAAGCUUUGGAAGUGACUUUGAAAGUGGCUUUUGAAGUGGUUGAGAUUGAGCUUGGAUUCAUGUACGAUGUUCUCUACACAAAGGCAACUGUGACUUGCUCUAGAUGGGGCAGCCUUCUCCGCUCGAUUAGUUUGAGUUUCACCAUUUCUGCAUUCAUAGCCUUCUUGACCAUUGACAGGCAAGAGUACUCGACUAUUGAUGUUAUUAUAACGUACUUGUUGCUGGUUGGAGCUAUUGUUUUAGAGAUCUAUGCCAUUCUUGUACUGCUUUUCUCAGAUUGGACUAAGCGGUGGUCAAGUAAAAACAAAAACAAAAACACAGCGGUGCAGCUCAUCAUUAAAGCCAUCUCUCGCUGCCAAUUGCGUUUUCUAUUCCCGACGAAUCAGAGGUGGUCUAAAACCAUGGCACAAUACAAUCUAAUAGAUUUCUGCCUUAAACCGAGGCCAAUUAAAGUCCGUGUACUCCAGAAGUUCCACAUUUAUCAAAUGUUUGAGAAGUAUUAUCACAAGAAUUUAGCUGUUUUCUCUGAAGAAAUGAAAAAAUUGAUCUUUGAAUACCUUGUAGAAAUAUCAAAGAGUGCCUCAGAUAUUGAGGCGGGUAAGCAAUUAUGCACUGGUCGGGGUGAUCUGGUGCUGCUAGAGAAAUUAGGUUUGAGCAAUAACGAAGACUUCAGUCAUAGCAUUCUUCUCUGGCACAUUGCAACUGAUCUCUGCUAUGAGAAUGAUGCAGAGAAGAAUCCAGAUUGUAAAGCGUGCAAGGUGCUUUCUGAUUAUAUGUUGUAUCUUCUGGUCAUGUGCCCUUUUAUGCUGCCUGACGGAAUUGGGGAGAUUAGAUAUCGAGACAGCUGCGCCGAGGCUAAAGAAUUCUUCAAGGAUAGAAAGCACAUAAAAAGUAGAACCCAAGCUUGCAAAGAUUUACUGAGAGUGAGCACUGAAUUUCCAGCAUCACAGGUGAAAGGUGAUAGAAGCAAGUCUCUGCUAUUUGAUGCCUGCAGGCUGGCCAAGUCUCUGCAAUCCCGGGAACAUAAAUGGGAGCUGAUGCGGGGUGUGUGGGUGGAGAUGCUAUGUUACGCUGCAAGUCAAUGUCGGCCGAAUCAGCAUGCCAAGCAGCUCAGGCGAGGCGGAGAGCUGCUCACUCAUGUCUGGCUUCUCAUGGCUCAUCUUGAUGUAAGAGAAAAUUUCCAGAUUUCACAAGGCAAUACAAAAAGUGGGAUAAUUGUGAGCUAGGAUCACUGAUGACACUCGAAGGAAAUGGCGCCACUCCAAUAUUGUAGUUUAGAAGUUUUUGUACCAAAAGAAUCCAAGAUCAGUUGAUCAGUUGUAUAUUCAAUUUAGAGAUACUCAUUUUGAAGUUUUUGCAAUCACUGUCGCCUCGAAUUAUCUUCACCUCUCAGCAAUAGAUUACUGAUUGGUUAACAAUGACAUUGGAGGUUUUCCGGUAUUGUAGUG
This is a messenger RNA of Vitis riparia (riverbank grape), 4046 nucleotides long. RefSeq lists its product as uncharacterized. The transcript is spliced from 3 exons. Bases 1764 to 3824 code for a protein of 686 amino acids. Lineage: Eukaryota; Viridiplantae; Streptophyta; Magnoliopsida; Vitales; Vitaceae. The record is from RefSeq and is a predicted model, not a curated record.